AUGUCUUCUUUAGGGUCGGGUCCACAGCAGGAUUUAUUUCUGCGUCAAGGAAGAUUACAGCUAAUAGGAUUUGCUUCUUGGAGGCUGUUGGCAUGUUUGGUGCAAACCCUGCACAGUGCUUUCUUAAAGGAGAAUAUGGACCCCAUUUGUCAUGUUUUCCUUCUUCUUCUGGCCUUGCACAGGAUAAACCCAGCUGUUUCAUCUUGUGUCACAGGAUGCUCUUGUUCUCAAGACAGCUUUGGAAGGAGUUUGCUCUGCAUGUCUGCACUGCUGAGGCAGAUCCCUGCAAACAUCCCUCAGGACAUGCGGAAAAUUAGAAUAGAAAAUUCUCACCUAACAGAAUUACCUCGCGGGUCUUUUGAGAACAUUAGUGCCUUAGAGUAUCUCUGGCUCAAUUUUAACAACAUCACGGUGAUGCACAUCAAGAGCCUGGAAUAUCUGCCGGCAUUAAAGGAGCUGCGCUUGCAAGGGAACAAGUUAAGUUCGGUGCCAUGGACAGCCUUUCAAGACACCCCGGCUCUGAAAAUCCUGGAUCUGAAGCACAACCGGCUGGAUGUCCUUCCAGAACAUGCACUCCGCUAUCUGCCCAACCUGACCUAUUUAGAUCUAUCCUCAAAUCAGCUUACCGUCAUAUCCAGGGAUGUCUUCUAUAGCUGGCCCGUCUACCAGCACAGCCAGAGGGCGGAGGGGCAGAUAGAAGCUAUUUCCAACGCCGUCUUGGCCCUUCAUGACAACCCCUGGAUUUGCGACUGUCGCCUGCGGGGAUUUGUCCAGUUUAUCAAAUCGGUUGGCCCACCUAUUAUUCUCAUGAAUUCCUAUUUAACGUGUUCAAGCCCGAAAUUCAGGGCAGGGAAGUUUUUUCAUGAAGUGGAGCUCAACAGCUGCAUGAAGCCCCAGACCUCAGCCCUUGACACCAACCUGACAGUCCCGGUGGGGCUAAAUGUCACUCUGACCUGCUUUGUGCAAGCCAGCCCUUCCCCGGCUGUCUGGUGGACCUAUGCACUCAAACUUUUAAGAGCAUUUAAUGUGUCCACCGAGCACAUCAGCGAGGAGACUGUCCGCUCAGAGCUGCUGAUCCCGGCGGCACGGCCAGCGGACACCGGCAACUACACCUGCACGGCCGCCAACUUCCUGGGCAACAGCUCGGCGGCCAUCACCCUGCGGGUGGGGGCCCCGUGGGCGUCUCCCACCCCCCCAGACUGGGCCCCCAUGGCCCCUGCUGAGCCAGGUGCCCACGUGGAGGUGCGCAUCGCCAAGCAGACAGUCUAUGGCAUCACCCUGGAGUGUUACAAAUUGCGAAGAAACCUGAACAUCACAGAGCUCCAGGGUUCGGCUGCAGGGACGGGGGAGGCCGGGUAUUGCAGCACAUGUGACGGGGGUCUGGAGCGGUGA
Charadrius vociferus (killdeer) is the source of this 1392-nucleotide messenger RNA. It is a transcript of the gene LRIT2, whose product is annotated as leucine-rich repeat, immunoglobulin-like and transmembrane domains 2. The transcript is spliced from 4 exons. Gene Ontology annotation, molecular function: protein binding. NCBI's taxonomy places the organism in Eukaryota, Metazoa, Chordata, Aves, Charadriiformes, Charadriidae. The record is from RefSeq and is a predicted model, not a curated record. The coding region runs from base 1 to 1392 and encodes 463 amino acids.